AUGAAGAUAGAUGGUCCCCCGCAGAGCACAUGCUCUGACUCUGAUGAGUCAGGGGAUGACGUUCCGGUAGCAAUACAACAACAUCCUCUACGAGUGAAACCAUCUGGAAAUGCCUACACUGCGUCCAGUAACUCGAAGGACUGCAGUGGUUUCUUCGCCAGGCUACCGGACGAGCUGCUUAUGGUUUUACUUGAGUCCUUUGACUCAGACAAGUUGACUCAGCUGGGGGGCACAUGUAAGUACUUGUAUGCCUUCACGAGGUCAGAUGAGUUAUGGCGGGACCUCUUUGUACGAUCAAAACCAAAAGACUUCUCCUGGCACGGCACAUGGCGGGCAACGUAUCUGGGCAAGCCAUCCUCUGCAUUUUCCCGUCUCGACUGCUCAGCCGUCUUCUCCGACGUCCUCCACCGCCCCUUUUUCUGCGCUCACACACCCCUCGACCACUACGCCCGCAACAUUCCGCGCCAAAACGCCAUCGACCGCUUCUCCGAUCUCAGCGAAGCAGACUUUCAAUCUUCCUGGACAAACAAACCCUUCAUCCUCACCGACCCUAUCAAGCAGUGGCCCAUUUACAAGACCUGGAACACCGCCUCGCUCCUCGAGAAAUACGCCUCCGUCACCUUCCGCGCUGAGGCCGUCGACUGGCCACUCAGCACCUACACCUCCUACAUGCACAACUCAUCCGACGAAUCCCCCCUCUACCUCUUCGACCGCUCCUUUGUCGAGAAAAUGUCCCUCACCGUCAGCUCCUCCCCACCCUCCAACUGCUCCUCCUCCACCUCCACCACCUCCACCGACGCAACAGAAGCAGCAUACUGGCCACCCCCCGCCUUCGGCACAGACUUCUUCUCCGUCCUCCACGCCCAACGGCCCGACCGCCGCUGGCUCAUCCUCGGCCCCGCCCGCAGCGGCAGCACCUUCCACAAAGACCCCAACGCCACAUCCGCCUGGAACGCCGUGCUCACCGGCGCAAAAUACUGGCUCCUCUUCCCCUCCCCACCCCCAGGCAUCAUCCUCUCCCCCGACAACGCCGAAAUCACCGCCCCGCUCAGCAUCGCAGAGUACCUCCUCACCUUCCACGCCCUCGCGCGUCGCUCGCCGGGCUGCGUCGAGGCCGUCUGCCACGCGGGCGAGGUCCUGCAUGUCCCCAGCGGCUGGUUCCAUCUCGUGCUUAAUCUGCAGGAGGGCGUGGCGGUGACGCAGAAUUUUGUGCCUAGGGCCAAGGUGCCGGAUGUUUUGGCGUUUCUGAGGGAUGUGCCCGAGCAGGUUACGGGGUUUCGGGAUGAUGUGGGGGAUCCGUUUGGGUUGUUUGUUGAGAGGUUGGGGGCGGAGUAUCCGGAUGUUUUGGAGGAGGGUAUGGGGGUUUUGGAGAGGAGGGGGACGGGGAAGAAGGGGAGGAGGACGAGGUGGGAGGUGUUGACGAAGGGUCUGCUUGGGGGGGAUGAUGGGGAGAAGAAGGAGAGUGGGUUUAGUUUUGGGUUUGGGGGUGGGGAAGGGGAUGAGAGUGCGGAUGAGGAUGAUGGGGCGCAAGGAGGGUUCUCGUUUGGGUUUGGGACGACGGGGGAUGAUAGUGAGGACGAUGACGAUGCACUGCCAGCCCAGUAG
Messenger RNA from Pseudovirgaria hyperparasitica, 1605 nucleotides. Its product is annotated as Clavaminate synthase-like protein. The record is from RefSeq and is a predicted model, not a curated record. Gene Ontology annotation, cellular component: nucleus. The coding region runs from base 1 to 1605 and encodes 534 amino acids. Gene Ontology annotation, molecular function: protein binding; cis-regulatory region sequence-specific DNA binding. The transcript is spliced from 2 exons. NCBI's taxonomy places the organism in Eukaryota, Fungi, Ascomycota, Dothideomycetes, Acrospermales, Acrospermaceae.